Suillus fuscotomentosus is the source of this 780-nucleotide messenger RNA. Its product is annotated as peptidase M50B-like-domain-containing protein. The record is from RefSeq and is a predicted model, not a curated record. The transcript has 12 exons. Lineage: Eukaryota; Fungi; Basidiomycota; Agaricomycetes; Boletales; Suillaceae. Bases 1 to 780 code for a protein of 259 amino acids.
AUGUAUCCAAGGGAUGUUCCCAUUGCUACCCAGGCGCCUCAGACGCCUCCGCUUACCCCAACUCACGACCAGAUAGUCGUUUUAUAUGUUACCGUUGUUUAUGCCGUGGUUAUAUUCGGAAUAUGGAAUAUACCAGUCGCACGGACGCUAAUUAACCCACUUAAACUCUUUACCAUUGGGUGGCAUGAGUUUUGCCACAUCGUAGCGGCCAUCCUGACCGGAGGGACCAUAUCAUCGGUCACGAUCGAUCCUAAUUUAGGUGGCGCAACAAUUGUCGAGGGUGGCCGUCCACCAAUCAUACUCGCAGCAGGGUAUGUGGGAUCGAGCGUCUUUGGUGGCGUCUUUAUACUGGCUGGCUUCGAUUCUCUUGUCGCCAAAAUUCUGAGCUUUGUCCUUGGCCUGGGGCUUGUCACUCCGUUGGUUCUUGUGCGAGACAAGUUGACUAUUCUGCUCACAUUGUUUUACGAGGGUCUACUUGUUGGCUUCUGGUUUAUCGGACAUGCGCAAGCUCUUCGAUGGUACUGCUUAUUCGUUGGCGUUAUGAACAUGUUCUACGUUAUUUGGGACUUGACAGAUGACAAGUUCUUUCGAAAAGCGAAUGACUCUGACUGCACGCAGUUCAAUCUUAUGUUUCCACGAAUAUCUGCACAUGUGUGGGCUUGUUUCUGGAUAAUGUUCCAGACGGGAGUAUGCAUAUCAUUUCUAUUCUUAGGAAUAGUUUCGUUCAAGCUAUCGACAGGGGAUAUGAAUACGCAAGCAGCUGUUUUCUUGCCCACAUGA